UACAUAGAGAGUACUAAUUGUCAUGGGCAGUAUUGAAAAGGCAUGCAUAUCAGGGUUUCUUUGCCGACUAUGUUCUGAAAUGCACAGAACUGUAAUUCACAUAUACAGCGACCAUGGCCAACGUCUCUGUCUUGUUGAAAAAAUUAACGGCUACCUUCCAAUAACUAUUUCACCGACUGAUCCGUUGCCAAAAACCAUUUGUAGAACAUGCUUACAUCGUGUAGAGCAACAUUAUUCGCUUUUAAUGCGGCUUACGCGAAUGCGAGAGGAGCGAAAAAUUCAAUUUUUUGAGUACAAGUCACGCAGAGAAAUGGCAAAUUCAUCAAUAUCCAGCGUGGAAGGCUCUGAUGAGGAAGAUAACUUAGCAGAACCCGCAGACAAAACAAAUGGCCAACCUGGAAAACAGACCUCCGAGUCCAUUCGAUCAAAAAAUACGGUCACAGCUCAUCGAAACAAUAAUGAAACCCACGAUGAGAGUGGGUCUGGUUCAAGGAUUAGAGACAGUAAAGGGUCAGGAAACAGUGGGACAGGACAUACCACUCCAACAUUAACGUAAAUUGAUGACUGUCAAACUAGUCAAUGGUUUAAAUAAUACUAUAUGUAUAUAAACUUAUUAAUAUAUAAAAACAUAUAUGUGAACGUAUAAUUUUAGCCAUUAAAGGAAAUCGAUCAACUUA
This is a messenger RNA of Drosophila persimilis, 677 nucleotides long. RefSeq lists its product as uncharacterized. Gene Ontology annotation, cellular component: nucleus. The transcript has 3 exons. Gene Ontology annotation, molecular function: zinc ion binding. The record is from RefSeq and is a predicted model, not a curated record. Lineage: Eukaryota; Metazoa; Arthropoda; Insecta; Diptera; Drosophilidae. Bases 23 to 556 code for a protein of 177 amino acids.